CGCCCAUCCAGAAACCCUUGACUCUUUCUUUCUCCAUUACUUUGAAACCAUCAUGAAGGCUCUCAUUCUCGUUGGCGGUUUUGGCACUCGCCUUAGACCUCUCACUUUGACCCUCCCAAAGCCAUUGGUCGAAUUCGCUAACAAGCCCAUGAUUCUUCAUCAGAUCGAACACUUGGCAAAGGCUGGUGUCCGCGAUAUUGUCCUUGCUGUCAACUACAGACCAGAAAUCAUGGUGGCUGUUUUGAAGCAGUAUGAAGAAAAGUUCAACGUGAAGAUCACUUUCUCCGUUGAAACAGAGCCCCUUGGUACAGCUGGCCCUCUUGCUCUGGCACGCGAAAUCCUUGGAAAGGACGACAGUUGCUUCUUUGUUCUCAACAGUGAUGUGAUCUGCGACUAUCCCUUUGACAAGCUUGCCAGCUUCCACAAGGCCCAUGGUGGUGAGGGUACGAUCAUUGUCACCAAGGUCGAUGAUCCUUCAAAGUAUGGUGUUGUUGUCAACCACGCCAACUCCAGCAAGAUUGAGCGUUUUGUUGAGAAGCCCCAGACUUUUAUCAGCAACAAGAUCAACGCUGGUAUUUACGUGUUGAACCCUUCUGUUCUUGAUCGCAUUGAGCUCAAGCCUACAUCCAUUGAAAAGGAAGUUUUCCCUUUCAUUGCCGAGGAUGGUCAACUCCACACUUUCGAUUUGGAAGGUUUCUGGAUGGACGUCGGUCAACCCAAGGAUUUCCUCAUCGGUACCUGCUUAUACCUUUCCCAUUUGGCCAAGAACCAACCUGAAAUGCUUGCCAGCCCCAGCUGCGACUAUGUUCACAAGGGUAAUGUCUUGGUUGACCCUUCAGCUAAGAUCGGUAAGGACUGCCGAAUUGGUCCUAACGUUGUCAUUGGACCCAACUGUGUGAUUGGCGAUGGUGUUCGUCUGCAACGUUGUGUUAUCCUUGAAGGUGCCAUUGUCAAGGACUUUGCGUGGGUCCACUCCAGCAUUAUCGGAUGGCACUCUUCCAUUGGCAGAUGGUCCCGCGUGGAAGGCAACUCUGUCCUCGGUGACGAUGUCACUAUCAAGGAUGAGAUCUAUGUCAACGGUGGUUCUAUUCUUCCCCACAAGAGCAUAGCUGCAAAUAUCACUGAACCUCAGAUCAUCAUGUAAAUAGCGACUCCCCCCGGAUAAAAAAGAAAAAGUCACUCCCAUAUCGUACGUAUCCUGCCACCCCAUCCCAUUCCGCUAAUGUGGAAUAUUUUCUGGUUUUCCUUAUUAUUUCUUUUUCCAAAUAAAUCACACACAUUAUUAUAAUAAUAUACACAC
This is a messenger RNA of Umbelopsis ramanniana AG, 1300 nucleotides long. RefSeq lists its product as uncharacterized. The record is from RefSeq and is a predicted model, not a curated record. Bases 53 to 1144 code for a protein of 363 amino acids. NCBI's taxonomy places the organism in Eukaryota, Fungi, Mucoromycota, Umbelopsidomycetes, Umbelopsidales, Umbelopsidaceae. Gene Ontology annotation, molecular function: mannose-1-phosphate guanylyltransferase (GTP) activity; GTP binding. Gene Ontology annotation, biological process: GDP-mannose biosynthetic process; cell wall mannoprotein biosynthetic process. Gene Ontology annotation, cellular component: cytoplasm. The transcript has 4 exons.